ACGCACACACACAGCUAAAUGUCGUCUGCUUUAAUCGCAUAAUUAUACAGUAUUUUGGACAUCUGUGUUGCUGAAUCUUUUGCAAUUUGUUCAAUUAAUAUUGGAGAAGUCACAGUAGAAAGAUGGAGUUGGGAAGCUUUAGCCUUUAGCCACACAAGCACACGGUGAUUCCUUGUUUAAAAUUCCCAGAGCUGAAACUUUACUAUGGAUCAGAGCGCAGUCAAGCGAACAUGAAUCAAGACGGAAUGUCAACCAGCAGGUUUCAGUGAGAAAAUUGUGGUUAAAAAGUCAGUUCUUACCGGAGAAAAGCUGAGCUUGCGCCGUCCAUAGCUGCCGUCGACUCCCCUGAGACACUGCGCACCAAGACACCCGUGGAGACACCCUUCCGACUAUCAGAGCUCCACUUGACCUCUGACCUCGCCUAGAGAGAAUGCCAAGGAGGGCUGGGACGGCGCCACGGCAACCCGAGUCAGGUGCAUGUGCAGACAGGUGUUGUCAGGUGCGAUGGAUCAGAACCAACAGGUGUAUCAAACGGAGGUGUCUCCCUGGUUGCCGUGGCACUGCCUCAUGUCCAAAACGUCAGUGUUUGGUUACGAAGGCAACGACGUCACCAUCCAGCGUCGCUUCCUACAUCUCAAACAUAGCCCCUGUCCAGCACCUAAUCCCGCCCUCCUCCGGUGCUCCUCCAGGAGUCAAAGAUCUUCAACUCUCUGCCGAAGCACCUCCUGUUGGUGAGAAUGUGAGACUCCUAGGAGCUGGAGUUGAAGGUGACAAAAGAAGAAGUCUGCAGGAUGUAAAGGAGGCCAAGUUCUCCGCUGAGGAACGUCCAAACUCCAGCAGAGAGAGCAGACAGUCUCAGAUUGAGGACAUGAAGCCUGUCGCAGCAAAGAAGAAUUUUCUCAGUCUGCGCGAGGCCCAGGCCGUACUGCUCAAGAAAACUGUGGGAGGAAGAAGAGACAAGAUCGCCGCCGCCCUGGUGAAGCACAUAGAGAAAGAGAAAAAGAAACUCGGAGCUUCGACGCCAUCGUUCGUGUCGAGCAACGUGAGAACGCCAAAGACUCGGGAGAGAAAUGUCACCACAGUUCUGUGUCCACUGCUUUGUAAGAACGGCGGCGUCUGCCUGCUGAAGGACCGCUGCCUCUGCCCAUCAAACUUCACUGGAAAGUUCUGCCAGAUCCCCGUCGCCCAUGCAUCCACCCCCUCCUCCACCAAUGAAGUCGUCAAGCCCGCCGGCCUGUCAGUCAUGGCGGCCAAUCAGGGGCUGACCCAGUCUGAGUUUCUCCUGCCUCUGGCAGGUCCGAACCAGGCCAUAGGGAGACCAGCAUCAGCUCCUAGUCCCUCUAUGGUGAAGGUCAGAGUGCAGCACCCCCCUGAGGCCAGCGUGAAGGUCCACCAGGUUUUGAAGGUGUCUGGAUUCAUCCCCGCGCUGCAAGCGCUCUCAUCAGCCACGCAGUCUGGAUCAGCGGGGGCUCCUGCACCAGCCGGGCUUGUGGUCCAGGCCCAGACGACAAGGGGGCAUGGCGUCUACACCCAACACUCAGGCUUCAAAUACUGCUUCAGAGAGGUGAAAGACGGACAGUGUAGUUCUCCUUUGCCAGGGCUGAGGAGCAAAGAGACGUGUUGCCGGGGUCUCGGGAAGGCUUGGGGCGCCACAGACUGCGUCCUCUGUCCUAAACAUGCAGCAGGUCCAAACAACAGCAGCUGUCCUGUUGGCUUCGAGCGAGGCAACGGAACCAAAUGCGUUGACGUGAAUGAGUGCCUCCAGCCAGGGCUUUGUGAGAACGGCUUGUGUGUGAACACCGGGGGGAGCUAUAGCUGCGUGUGCAAGCCUGGUUUCAUCCUGGAUGCCUCACAUGGACUUUGCAUUUCCCAGACUGUGAUAGCGGAAGACAAGAAUCAGUGUUACCGGGUUCUGGGUUCGGGUCUGGGCCCGUCCUCCUGCUCCCUGCCCAUCCUCAGGAACAUCACCAAACAGAUCUGCUGCUGCAGCCGAGUAGGGAAGGCCUGGGGUCCUGACUGCCAGCGGUGCCCAUACUUUGGGUCAGUGGCCUUUAAGGAGAUCUGCCCUGCUGGUCCUGGCUACCACUACUCCCCCUCUGCCCUGCAGUUCAGCCAGAGAGCGGCAGAGCAGCUGGGAACCAAAGGAGCUCAGCUGGUAACCCACCUGGACCAAGGUGAGACCACUAGUUCUCAGCUGAAACCCCCAGCAAGAGAGACCGUGAGCUCGUCCAACCGACCCAGUUCACCUGUCAGUACUCCACCCUCUAGACACGUAAACCCGGUAAACACCACCCGGCAUAAACCUCAAACUCCAGGCAGUGCCGGCGUCCGGCCGACCCGCCCAGAACCAACCGUAUCGUCGAGGAGAUCAUCACAGCAAUCUAGUGGGGGUCAAGGUACGAGCGGGAGUCAGAACCAGGGCACUGGAAGAAGCCAAACUUCCAACCAGAACCAAGAAUCAAGUGGCAAUCGCAACACCAGCCAUACUCAAGGUACCAGCAGGAAGCUAAGUCCCAGUGGGGGUCAAAUCACAAGCAGGAACCAAGGAACUAACCAGAACCAAGGCCCCAAUGUGAAUCCAGUUUCCACCCAGAUCCAUGGAACAAGUGGCAAUCGCAACACUGGCCAGACUCAAGGAACCAGCAGGAAUCAAAGUCCCAGUGGAGGUCAAGGCACAAGUAGGAACCAAGGAACCAACCAGAACCAAGGCACUAGCAGGGACCAAAGUCCUAGUGGAGGUCAAGGCACCAGCAAAAACCAAGGAACCAACCAGAACCAAGGCAUUAUUAGGGACCAAAGUCCUAGAGGAGGUCAAGGCAACAGCAGGAUCCAAGGUGUCAGUGGGAGUGAAGAUCGGCCGACUGGACGAGGAGAUUCUCUGCCAGCUUCGCCUCAACAGAUCCCCGAGGGAGACUCGAGAACCCGUGGACAAUCCCCGCCGCCUAAAAAGCCGACGACGCGUCCCCCCCACGUCCAGUCAUCGCAGGAUGUGUGCGUGAGCAAACCAGGUGUGUGUGGCGGUGGUCGCUGUGUGUCGCAGCCAGGUGGGAAACACACCUGUGUGUGUGAUCAGGGAUACCAGGCUAAUUCUGAGCACACGUACUGUCAAGAUGUGAAUGAGUGUGUUCAGCCUGGAAGUGUAUGUUCGCCAGGAGAGUGUGUGAACAGCGCAGGCAGCUUCAGGUGUGUGUGUCCGUCGGGAUACAGCAGUGACGCCGGGCAGAGGAGCUGUCAAGACGUUGACGAGUGCCAGCGGAGUCCCUGCGGCAGCGACGCCCGCUGCCACAACACCGCCGGCAGCUUCAGGUGUGACUGUCGCCACGGUUACAAGCUCAGCGGCAACACCUGCACAGACAUGGACGAGUGUGAGGAUCCUCUGCUGUGUCGGGGUCAGCAGUGCGUCAAUACUCAGGGUUCCUACAGCUGCGUGUCCUGCCAGCCUGGACACGGACUUCUCAAUGGACUCUGCACAGACAUCGAUGAGUGUCGUCAGGCUCCCUGCUCCAACGGUCGCUGUGAAAACACACCUGGGAGCUUCCACUGCGUUUGUCGCCAUGGUUACAAGCUGAAUAACAACACCUGUACAGAUGUGGACGAGUGUGCAGAACCGUCUCAGUGUCCUGGUCAGGUGUGCGUCAACUCUGUGGGAUCUUAUCGCUGUGUGUCCUGUCAAACUGGGUACACAUUGACCAACAGACAGUGCACAGAUGUAAACGAAUGUAAGGACGAGACCUUGUGUCUGGGUGGUCAGUGUGUCAACACUGAGGGGUCCUAUAAGUGUGUGGAUUGUCGCCAAGGCUACCACGCUGUGAACAGAGUGUGUGAAGACAUCGACGAGUGUGCUAGUGCCUCAGCUUGUGAGGCGGAGCGCACGUGUGUCAACACUCUUGGCUCGUUCCGUUGCGACUGUCUACCAGGGUAUCGAACCUUCGGCCGGGGGCGACAGUGCAGAGACAUCAACGAAUGCUUGGAGGAGAACUGGUGCCCCCCCACAGGAGAGUGUGUCAACACGGCCGGCUCGUACACGUGUGUGUGUCCUCAAGGAUUCGCCCUGGGCAGCGACAACAACCGGACCGCCUGUGUCGACGUGAACGAGUGUGAGCGGUCGAGGGCAUGCGCAGACGGCGACUGCGUCAACACCGAUGGCUCCUUCCUGUGUCGAUGUCAUGAUGGCUUCACCAACAACCCUGAGAGGAACACCUGCCUUGAUGUGGACGAGUGCGUCUCGUCUGGCGGUUCAGUCUGUGGCGCGCUCAGGUGCGAGAACACCAUCGGUUCUUACCGUUGCCUCACUUCCUGUGAUCCGGGCUUCCAGGUGUCUGCUUCUGGUCAGUGUGAGGACGUGGACGAGUGUGUUAACAGGACGGUGUGCGGCGAUCAUGCCGUCUGUCAGAACUUGGUCGGAACAUACGUGUGCCUUUGUGACCAAGGUUUUACCUCCACCUCUGAUGGAAAGUUCUGCGUGGACGAGGACGAGUGUGUGUCCAUGCCAGGUGUGUGUGGCUCUGCUCGAUGUGACAACAUGGAGGGGUCCUUCAUGUGUGAAUGCGACACACCUGGAGAAGAGUUCGACACCACGAGUAGACAUUGUGUGAGCACCCCGCCGUCAACACCACAGCGAGGGACUUUCCCCAUCGGCUCCUCUUCUCCGUCGUCCUCCACCUUCCAUGCCGGUGUAUUUGACCUUGCUCCGGUGCUUCCCCGCCUGCCCGCGGCCAGCCCCGGCGAGCUCAGAGAGUGUUACUAUAACCUGGCAGACGGCGGCUCCUGCAGCCUGCUGGCCGCCAACACCAGCCAGCAGGAGUGCUGCUGCACGCUGGGGGAGGGGUGGGGCCUGGGCUGCCAGUACCACGCCUGCCCCCUCAUCGGCACAGCGGACUUUCUGUCGCUGUGUCCAAGUGGGAGAGGAUACGUGUCCACAGGAGCUGGAGCCUUCAGCUACAAAGAUGUGGACGAGUGCAAACGCUUCCAUCCAGAGGUGUGUAAGAGCGGAGUGUGUGUCAACAACAUUCCUGGGUACAACUGCUACUGCUCCAGUGGAUUUGUGUACAGCAGCACUCUGCUGGAGUGUGUUGACCUGGACGAGUGUGAGCAGGAGACGUGUGUUGGAGGCCAGUGCGUCAACACAAUCGGUUCAUAUUAUUGCAGCUGUCCGCCGCCUCUGAUGCUUGACGACACCCAGCGCAACUGUGUUAAUUCGUCUCACCUCAACCUGGAUGACAACCUGUCAGUGUGCUGGCAGACCGUCAGCGCCGACUUCAUGUGUCAGAGUCCCCUCUUGGGGGCGCAGGUCACCUUCACGGACUGCUGCUGUCUGUAUGGCGACGGCUGGGGCAUGGAGUGUGCCCUCUGCCCUGCCACUGACUCUGAUGACUUUGCCAGCCUGUGCAGUUCGUUUCCCCCUCCCGUGUUUCCCGAACCUUUCCCGGACUCGACUGGACCAGACACACCUGAACGAGGAAGAGUGGGAGCUCCCCUGUUCUUCCCUCCCUUCAGUAGCGACCCUUUCCCCCCCAGCACGGACUAUGGUGGUCCCGAGGAGUAUGAGGAUUACUCCCCAGGGAGGGGUGGCCGGCCUCGGGCCAGCCUCAGCCUGCCUGGUGCCGUUUACAGAGGGGAGCCCUUUGAUGGUUACUACACCAACCCCAGUGGAUCGCCAUUCAGGCCUUCGGACCCCCGGAUGGAGCGGGCCUUCGGGGCUGGGCCGCCACCCCCGCCCCGGCCUGGCACUCCUCCUCUGGGCCUGGCUCCUCGACCAGGAGCCUACGAGGAUCUAGCGGAGGAGGAAGAGGAGGACUCUUGGGGGCCGGGCCCGCCGUUCCCCCCCUUCGAUGACAGGAGCAGAGGGGGCGGGGCCCUGAGAAGGGUGUACGAGAGGCGUUAUGACUCCUACGCGGGACUGAGCGCGGCGGAGGAUUGUGGAUUCCUCCACGACUGCCAGAACGGCAGCUGCAUCCGCGUGGACGAGGGCUACACCUGCGACUGUUACCACGGUUACCAGCUGGACAUGACCACCAUGACGUGCACAGAUGUCAACGAGUGCGAGGACGCCGUGGACGUGGACUUUCCGUGCGUCAACUCGCGCUGCGUCAACACGGACGGCUCUUUCCGCUGUGUGUGUCGGAGAGGCUACGUCAUGUCCCGCAGGCCCAAUCACUGUGUGGCCGCCUAGACUGCACCAUAGCGGUUUGGAUAUGAAGACCUGUAUUAUUUACUUCCAACUAAACCCCAGCGGGACCCCAACAUGGCCAUUAGCAUUGGUGUUAGCUUGAAGCUAGCCACGAUUAGCCUCUACAAAGUCGGUCAAACAGCGAAAUAUUUAAACAAAUCCGGUUCUCCAUCAAGCAGUGAUUGAUAUUAAAGCCCUCCUAAAGUCUUACGAUGUUAAAACAAACAUCUAACAGCCCCAACAAGCAUUUGAAGUGCCUAGCUAAAAGCUACAUUCGUAGUUAGCCAUUAGCUUACUGAUAAGCAUGCUAGGAAUUGAAAUGUUCUGAAUUUUUUUUUUUUUUUAAAAACCUCAACUUAAUUUAAUAUUUAAUUGUGUCCCCUUAAAUAUGUUGUAACUUUACAUCCGACAAAACCCCAAACUUGAUUUAAUUAAAAUAAAAUUCAGUUCUAUGGUUAAAAAUAACAAAUCCAAAAGCUCUAUAAUUGUGUUUCUUAUUAAAGAACCCAUUUGAAUCUUCUUUACUUUAGACUUUCUAGUUAGUGUUUUUUUUCUAUUACAAGUAUUUGAUAACAGCUUCCACGCCAAAUGUACAUAUGGAAGAAUAUUUCAUAUCCUGUGUUAUGCCCGUGUUGUGAUGAACUUUUAAAGGUGACGACGUUCUACCAUGCACUGUAAGUCGUGCCAGAGACUUGAUUUUAUAUUUAUAUUUACAAAGUCAUCCUACUCCUUGUCUCUGGUACCUUUUUUUUGGAAAUGGAAUUAUAUUUGCACACCUUUUCAUCUAAA
Nerophis ophidion (straightnose pipefish) is the source of this 6958-nucleotide messenger RNA. RefSeq names its product latent-transforming growth factor beta-binding protein 4-like. The transcript has 38 exons. Bases 431 to 6172 code for a protein of 1913 amino acids. The record is from RefSeq and is a predicted model, not a curated record. Lineage: Eukaryota; Metazoa; Chordata; Actinopteri; Syngnathiformes; Syngnathidae. Gene Ontology annotation, molecular function: calcium ion binding.